AAGGUCGUAGCCAUGGGUUUGGGGGCAGGAGAAAGGAGCUAACCCAGCCAUCUGGAAAACAUUGGAGGACUUGCCCAGCCUUUAAAGGACUCUAGUGCUUUCUGAAUCUACCCCACUCUGGCGGUAAGCAUGAUGCAACUUCUGCAGCUUCUGCUGGGGCUUUGGGGGCCAGGUGGCUAUUUGUUCCUUUCAGGGGAAUGUCAGGAGGUGGCCACUCUCACUGUGAAAUACCAAGUAUCAGAGGAAGUGCCAUCUGGCACAGUGAUAGGGAAGCUAUCCCAGGAAUUGGGCUGGAAGGAGAGGCAUGAGCUGGAGGUAGCUGCCUUCCAGGUCUUGCAGCUGCCUCAAGUGCUCCCCAUUCAGGUGGAUGCUGAGGACGGCUUGCUCAGCACUGGGAGGCGGCUAGACAGAGAGCAGCUCUGCCGGCAGCGGGAUCCCUGCCUGGUUUCCUUUGACGUGCUUGCCACAGAGGAUUUGACUCUGAUUCACGUUGAGAUCCAGGUGCUGGACAUCAAUGACCACCAACCGCAGUUUCCCAAAGGUGAGCAGGAGCUGGAAAUCUCUGAGAGUGCCUCUCUGCAUACCCGGAUCCCCCUGGACAGAGCUGUUGACCCAGACACUGGCCCCAACACACUGCACUCAUACACUCUGUCUCCCAGCGAACACUUUGCCCUGGAUGUCAUCGUGGGGCCUGAUGAGACUAAAUAUGCAGAACUCGUGGUGGUGAAGGAGCUGGACCGGGAAAUCCACUCAUUUUUUGAUUUGGUGUUAACUGCCUAUGACAGUGGGGACCCCCCUAAGUCAGGCACUAGCCUGGUCAAGGUCAAUGUCCUGGACUCCAAUGACAAUAGCCCUGUGUUUGCUGAGAGCUCGCUGGCACUAGAAAUCCAAGAAGAUGCUGCCCUUGGUACUCUCCUCAUAAAGUUGACUGCCACAGACCCUGACCAAGGCCCCAAUGGGGAGGUGGAGUUUUUCCUCAGCAAGCACGUGCCUCCAGAAGUGCUAGAAACCUUCAGUAUUGAUGCUAAGACAGGCCAAGUCAUUCUGCGUCAAACACUAGACUAUGAGAAGAAUCCUGCCUAUGAGGUGGAUGUCCAGGCGAGAGACCUAGGUCCCAAUCCCAUCCCAGCCCAUUGCAAAGUUCUCAUCAAGGUUCUGGACGUCAAUGACAAUGCCCCGAGCAUCCAUGUCACAUGGGCCUCCCAGUCACCACUGGUGUCAGAAACUGUUCCCAGGGAUAGUUUCAUUGCUCUCGUCAUGGCAAAUGACUUGGACUCAGGAAAUAAUGGUCUGGUCCACUGUUGGCUGAGCCAAGAGCUGGGCCACUUCAGGCUGAAAAGGACCAAUGGCAACACAUAUAUGCUGCUAACCAAUGCCACGCUGGACAGGGAGCAGUGGCCCAAGUAUACUCUCACUCUGUUAGCCCAAGACCAAGGACUCCAGCCCUUAUCAGCCAAGAAACAGCUCAGCAUUCAAAUCAGUGAUGCCAAUGAUAACGCACCUGUGUUUGAGAAGAGCAGGUAUGAGAUCUCCACUAGGGAAAACAAUCAACCCUCUCUUCACCUCAUCACUGUCAAGGCUCAUGAUGCAGACUUGGGCAUCAAUGGAAAAAUCUCAUACCGCAUCCAGGACUCCCCAGUUUCUCACUUGGUAGCUAUUGAUGCAGACACAGGAGAGGUCACUGCUCAGAGGACACUGGACUAUGAGCAGAUGGCCAGGUUUGAGUUCCAGGUGAUUGCGGAGGAUAGGGGGCAGCCCCAGCUUGCAUCUAGUGUCUCCAUGUGUGUCAGCCUCCUGGAUGCCAACGAUAAUGCCCCAGAAGUGGUUCAGCCUGUGCUCAGCAAUGGAAAAGCCAGCCUCUCAGUACUUGUAAAUGCCUCCACGGGCUACCUUCUGGUGCCCAUCGAGACUCUCAAUGGCGUGGGUCCAGCAGAUGCUGACAUACUACCACCAGCCACCCACAGCCCCCCGCCAUUCCUUUUGAUGACCAUUGUGGCAAGGGACGCAGACUCAGGGGCAAAUGGAGAGCUCCUCUACAGCAUUCGGAGGGGUAACAAAGCUUGCCUCUUUGUCCUCAGCCCCCACCUGGGGCAGCUGUUCAUCAAUGUCACCAAUGCCAGUAGCCUCAUUGGGAGUGAGUGGGAGCUGGAGAUAGUGGUAGAGGACCGUGGCAGCCCCUCCUUGCAGACCCAAGCCCUGUUGAAGGUCAUGUUUGUCACCAGCGUGGACCACCUGAGGGACUUGGCCCAUGAGCCCGGGACCCUAAGCACAUCCGUGCUGACGGUGAUUUGCCUGGUUGUACUGGUGGCCAUUUUCGGGUUGAUCUUGGCUCUGGUCAUGUCCAUCUGCCGAACGGAGAAGAAGGACAACCGGGCCUACAACUGUCGGGAGGCUGAGUCCACUUACCGCCACCAGCCCAAGAGGCCCCAGAAACAUAUUCAGAAGACGGACAUCCACCUUGUGCCUGUGCUCAGGGGCCAGGUGAAUGAGCCUGGUGAAGUUGGACAGCCCCACAAGGACACAGGCAAGGAAGCGAAUAUGAGCGAAAUCUGGGACCCCUACCUGCAGGCCCCCUUUCACCUCACUCCGACCUUGUACAGGACCCUGCGUAACCAAGGCAACCUGGGAGAACUAGCUGAGAGCCAGGAGGUGCUGCAGGACACAGUCAACCUCCUUUUUAACCACCCCAGGCAGAGGAAUGCCUCCCGGGAGAACCUGAACCUUCCUGAGCCCCAGCCCACCAUGGGCCAGCCAUGCUCAAGGCCCCUGAAGGCUACAGGCAGCCCCACUGGGAGACUGCCUGGAGACCAGGAUCUUGGGGAGGCUCAGCUAAGCCCACCAGCCUCCUCGGCAACCCUGAGGCGGAAGCGGAAUCUCAAUGGCAAAGUGGCUCCUGAGAAAGAGUCAGGCCCCCGUCAGAUCCUGCGGAGCCUGGUCCGGCUGUCCGUGGCUGCCUUCGCAGAGCGGAACCCUGUGGAGGAGCUCACCAUGGAUUCUCCGCCUGUUCAGCAAAUUUCCCAGCUGCUGUCCUUGCUGCAUCAGGGCCAAUUCCAGCCCAAACCAAACCACCGGGGAAAUAAGUACUUGGCCAAGCCCAGCAGCGGCAGCAGGAGUGCAGUGCUAGACACGGAAGGCCCAGGUGCCAGGGUUGGUGGCCAGGCAGAACUAGACCAGGAAGAAGGGCUCUUGGACCCUGAAGAAGACCUGUCUGUAAAGCAGCUGCUAGAAGAAGAGCUGUCGAGCCUACUGGACCCCCACACAGGCCUGGCCCUGGACCGGCUGAGCGCCCCCGACCCGGCCUGGAUGGCGAGGCUCUCUUUGUCCCUCACCACCAACUACCGCGACAACGUGUGUUCCCCAGACGCUGCGACCUCUGAGGAGCCUCGGACCUUCCAGACGUUCGGGAAGGCGGCGGGGCCCGAGCUGAGCCCUACGGGCACGCGGCUGGCCAGCACCUUCCUUUCCGAGAUGAGCUCGCUGUUGGAGAUGCUGCUGGCGCAGCGCUCCAGCGUGGUGCCCGUGGAGGCCGCCUCUGAGGUGCUGCGGCGGCUGUCGGUCUGCGGGAGGACCCUCAGUCUGGACCUGGCCACCAGCGGGGCGUUGGGCACGGAAACCCAGGAGGGCCCUGGUGGAAAGAAGGGGGCCAAGGGCAGGACCGGCAGCAGUAGCAGCAGCAGGGGCCUGUGAAUACACUUUGGGCAUCUCUGGAUCCAGGAACCAGGGACCUUGGGAAUUGUUAGGGAGCCCAGGCUCUGAGGAUCCUGGAACAUGAGCUGGUUUCUAAAAUCUUUGAAACUCACUGACCAGAGGCAGCCCGAGAACUUUAAGGUGACCAAUGCUGCCCCUGCAAAGGAGGCAAGGGCCCCAGGACUAACAGCUGUCUCACCAAAGCAGGCUACCUUGUUAGGGACUAGCUCUGCCUGUGAAUUUCUUAGAGGAGGGGGCAGUUUGGGGCUGAGAUAAGUGUUUGCUGGCAAAACACACAUAGAGUGCAAAGAGUUGGUCUUUUGUUGGAACAGAUGCCAAGGAGUAUCCCAAGCAGGAAAAGUUGGCCUUGUGGGAUACUAGGGGUGGGGAGCUGGAUCCUGGGGGCCCCAGGCAAUGCUCUCUGACCUACUAAUAAAGGUAAAGCAGUGGCUUACUGUCUGGUUUGCACUUAUCAAGAGGGAGGUGGGAAGAGUGAGGACUCUUUGUCCUCCACUGGCAAGAGAGUCUUGCUGGGCCUGGACAGGACUGGGGGAAGUUGGCACACAGUGUGUUAGGUACCCAGAUGAUGGACAUAUGUACUCUUGAGCCCACUCCUCUAGUGCUACAUGAUCAAAUAAUCUGCUCAGCUGGAAAAUUGGGGUAAGAAAAACAUUACUAUUUACGGAACAUUUAUAUAAGCCAUGCACCAGGCUUUACAAUAUGAUUUAACUUAAUUUUCACAACCCUGGAAAGGAGGUAUUAUUAUCCCCAUUCACAGACAAGGAAAUGAGGCUCAGAGAGGUUGAGUGUCUUGCCCGAGACACCCCCUAAGCAGGGAGAAGAGACAGAGCCAGUAUCUGGACCUAGGCUUGUCCAGCACCAAAACCCAUGCCCUCAACCUUGACACUAGACUGCCAGCCAAGGAAAAGGGAGAGCCUCCAAAGGUGGGUGUUUGCCAAAGGUAGACUGGCCUGAGGGAACAUUUCUAGUGCUGCUCGGGCCUGCACAUCUUUGUGAACUUCCAAGCACAGAGCAAGAGAAGCUUGGAUCUGGCCUGAUGCAGGCCUGGGCCUCUGCAGGCCCCUGUCCUUCCCCAGCCAGCAGCCCUUCAGGUACAGAAGUCGUCUUUUCCGACCCACUGUUUGUGGGUAAAUCUUCUUCGGUCACAGCAGGCUCAGGUUGUGGAUUCAGGCCCUAGAGGACAGUGUAUGAAAUGGGUCUAUGAAAUGGAUGUUGACAGCAGGGGACCUUCUGGGAAGGAGUGAGUGAAGAAACAGCAAAUAUGUUCCCAAGGCUCAGCCUUAUAAUUUUCCUGGAAAUUUCCAAGCAGUCAGUCAGCUAGAUUCUCAAUAGCACAGGACUCUCUGGAUGCUGAAGGCAACAUUUCUUCUCUGUGUUCCUCCUUUUGUCCUCUUUUAGAGCUCAGUACUCAUGACCACAGAAAUGGGCCAAUCAUCCUUUCAACUAGGGAUAAUGAAAAUCAACACAUACUUGGAAUGCAGGGUGGCAUCGUCAUCUCAUUUUACAGAUGAGGAAAAUGAGGUCCAAAGUAAUUAAGUGCUUAAGGGGCAGGAAGAGAACUGGGUCUCUAAUCACCCGACUCCAGGCCUGAGUGAUCUCUUUACAAGAUCUGUGAUUUUCAAGCUGGUUCACAGAGCCGUUGGGUUCUGAAGGUCAAUGAGGGAGGCCAGGGGGAGAUCAAGAAGGCAGGAUCUUCGGGCUAUCCAGGCAGGUGCUGGGCAUAGAGCUGAUACUUGAUGUUUGUUGAAUGGAUGAAUGAAUGGAUGGGUAAAUGAAUGCUUCAACUAGAGACCCCUUUUAUCUAUAUAGGAGCUCCAGGGAAGAUGACAUUAGGAAAAAACAAGGUUGUAUGAUGUAAAAGCAGAGUCUAAAACUACAGCACUUGAAGUAGACCAUGCUGACUGAUGCCCCAGCUACUAGAGAAUUUCAGUGCAGCGCUGAUGUUGGGGAGGUGGAAAGGAGAAGAGAUGGAGAAGGAGGUGACCUCAGGACCCUGGGACCAUGGCUGGCAGCUAGACUAUUGGGAACACUAGAUCACUGCAUCACUCUAGUUCAGAAGUCGUAAAUCUGUAGUCCUUGUGGCUCCUGAAUAGUAGGCCACACAUUGUGUGUAAGCAUUUUUCUGUGCAGAGGAUACAAAGCUCUCCUCAGAUUCUCAAAGGAACAUGUGACCUAUAAAAUGUUAUGCAGCGCUGCUCUAAGACACUAUCAAACCUCUGCAGACAUGGGCAAUUUCAGUCAUAAGGAGUCCGAACAUUUUUACUUCAGCUCUUCAUUUUAUAGCCAAGGCUAUGGAAGGGCAGAAAUGUUAGAGGACUUGCCCAAGGCCAUGUGGCAGGUUUGGGUAGAACUAGGAUUUGGAUGUGGGAUUUAGUAGACGCCCUUUCAAGUACAUCAAGAGUUUUUUUUUUAAUUGUAUUUUUGUUGUUGAGAAUACACACAGCAGAACAUAUACUAAUUCAACAAUUUCCGCAUGUACAAUUCAGUGACAUUGAUUACAUUGUAGUUGUGCAACCAUUCUCACCUCUUUUCAGAAUUGUUCCUCCCCCAUUAAUGUAAACUUACUGCCCCCUGAGUUUCCUACCUAAUCUUUCUAGUUGCUGGUACAGCAGGAGUUCCUAACCCGGGGUCUUUGCUGAGACUUCAGGAUCUACGAACCCUCUGAACUGCGUGCACAUCCGGAAAGAUGUGCAGUUUUCUAGGGGAAGGAGUCAGCCCUUUCAUCCAGUUCCCAACGGGGUCUGUGACCUAAAUAAGAUUAAGGACCACUACCUUGCAACCCUCUAGCUCAGUCUUCAGCUCUGCCCCCCUGCAGAAGCCUGAGGAACUCAUGUGUAGAUCCUGUCCUGUGAAAACAGUUCUUUGAUAGGGUGGGGUGUAUGUAUGUGAGGGUUGGCUACACUUGGCUUGUUCUCUCCCUGCAUAAUACAAUCCACCCCCGACCCUGCACGCUGAUACCAGCCCCUUUCCCAACAAUAGGCUGAGAGUGAAACAGUGUAUAUGGUGACAGAACUGAGAGUGCUGAACAGGAAGGUUACAGAAACUUCCUGACCUCAACCAACAUGUCAAAGCUGAGACUUUGGACAGGCUCAAAACAGUUCCCACCAAGCUGGGCUCUGUCCCCUGGGAGGUUGAGGUAGCAGGCAAGCCAGCAAGCGCUCAGUUAAAUGUCGUCUUAAUUUGGAAAGCACAGAGGGACAUUUUUUAUCAAUAGUCAGUCUUUCCCCAGCACCAGGAGUGCAAUGCGGUGCUCACUCAGAGCCUGGGGGCAGCUCGGAGAUUGACAGGCAGCCUCCUUACCUGUCACCCAGCUUCGGCUUGGCAGCUCACUGACCCUACUUCUCCUCUGGCUGAAACAAGAGUGAGAUGGCAACUACUACCUUGGGACUCUGGAAGAGAACCAAAUCCCCAAAAGAAGACAGGUGGGGUGGGAAGGCUUAGCACCAGUCCAGCCUGGCACAUAGUGUGCGUUAGCAAAUAGGUACAAUGUAAUGAGUGGGAGGGUGCAUGAUCAGAAACACUCAUUCAACAAAUAUUUUGUAUUUAUUGAACACUAUUAAGUGCCAGAAGUAGCACUAGAACAGUAGUGCAGAGAGGGGUAUACAGAAUCAUUCAUUCAUUCACCAAUUAUUUAAAGCACCUACUAUGUGCUGGAUAGGCCUGGUGCCAGUCAUUGAAUGGACAGGCGAGUAGAUGUAUAGAUUACUGAAUAAAUAUUUACUGAACACCUACUAAGUACUUAGUACCAUAUUAGCACUGAAGAUAAAAUGAACCAAACGGCCUCGUUCCUAUCUAGAAUUAGGGCUCCCUGAGAAGUGUCCCCGGAUAAGGAAAUGGAUGCAGUAGAACCUCGUAUAAGGUCUCAUCGCUGAGGGCACUGGGGCCUGAACCUUGAGCCACCCAGCAUCCUGACCCAGGCUGGAUGUUGAUGGGGAGCCGCCUCCCUGUCCUUCCCCCACAUUUCCUCUCAGGGUGCUGACAACAAGUCAUUAAUAACAGAGUUUUAAUGGCAAAAGCACAGCAGCUCAGUCUGCCGAUGAGAUCCUUCCCCUGGGACUGUAUCAAGACCGCAGUGUCUGAACAGCCAAGGAUUUUUGGUCCCUUGACAACAUCUCUCACGACUCUCCCAUCCUUCCCUCUCCACCCAGAGAGGCCUUUCCUUUUUAAAUUGGAGAGCUUAAAAAUAUCCCACCCCCACCUUUGGCACCCCGAACUGAAUCAAUGUUUAACUUGCAAGAAGGAGAGCUGCACCAGCUGUCCCCACAGGAUGCCCAGUGCCCAUGGACUAUCUGAACUGCCCCUUGGCUCCCAGGCACAGUCAGGAGGAAGCUGUAAUCAAAGAACCCAAAAUGACAACAUGAGGGGACAAGGCUGGUGAGUGGGGCUCUGUGAGGAGGGCAGGAGGUGACAUUUUACACAGAGCCUUCCGAACAGUGCCCCAGGAAGCUUAACAGGCAACCUUCGGGGAACAGGUCUGCUCAGGGCAGUGAGGGAAACACUGGGUUAACCAAGUUCUUUACUGUAGGACUUCUUGGAACUUUGAAUAUGCUGAUAUGCAAUGUGAAUCUAUAAAAAGGGGAUGUCUAGUGCAGCGUUUCCCAA
Messenger RNA from Loxodonta africana (African savanna elephant), 8310 nucleotides. RefSeq names its product protocadherin 12 (gene PCDH12). Gene Ontology annotation, cellular component: plasma membrane. The coding region runs from base 130 to 3687 and encodes 1185 amino acids. Gene Ontology annotation, biological process: homophilic cell-cell adhesion. The transcript is spliced from 4 exons. Gene Ontology annotation, molecular function: calcium ion binding. NCBI's taxonomy places the organism in Eukaryota, Metazoa, Chordata, Mammalia, Proboscidea, Elephantidae. The record is from RefSeq and is a predicted model, not a curated record.